ACAGCUUUCAGUCAACGCGCGUUCGUUGUCGGGUUCAGACGUAGGUACUUCGUGAUACAUUUCCGUUCUUGUAAACGUUCGGAUACGCGACAAAUACUCUUAUGAGUAUUCCUUAUCUAAAAGGGAUACUCGGUUUUUGACAAGUUCUUAUUGCGAGUUAAAAAGUGACUUCAACGAUGUUUCUUCGAAAAUGUUAAAAUAAAACUCGCCGUGUUACCAAUGAGUUUUCACAAUGGUUGGGGAACAAAUUCAAUCAUAGGAUGGUCGAGCUCAGUAGCUUUGAUGAAAUUUGUGGACGGGCUCGUUGUAAAAAUUUAUAGGACGACUUCGUCGUAAAGCUGGAAAAUAUAGCACGAUGCCGAGCCAGUUUUUCAAAAGUUCUCUUGAUACGACAUCGUAACGUAACCGAUAGUGGAUUUUUAGCUGAAAAACGGUCUUGAGUGUCGCCCAACGAUUUCGAAAUGAAGCGACGGAGUGCAAACAUCAUUCCAUCCCACUGUGAAUCACAAGGAUCCUCCGGGAAAUCUUCUCCUUCCACUUGGCCCAUGUAUAGUUUGGUCAGCACCGUGGCCAUCGCGUGUUACCUUAACGGUUUGAAUGGCGACUUCGUCCACGACGAUAUUCCAGCUGUGACUAUGAACAAGGACGUCCUCGCCUUGAAUCCCAUCGGACAAGUCUUCAAGAAUGACUUCUGGGGAACGCCCAUGGCUGAUAUUUCUAGUCACAAAUCCUAUCGACCUUUAACUACACUCACAUUUAGGGCCAACUACCUAUGUUUCGGGUUGCAACCCGUUUGGUUCCACGUGACCAACGUCGCCUUGCAUCUAGUUGCUUGUGUCCUCUUCACGAAGGUGUGCAGUUCCGUAGCGGGUUUAAAGCCGCCCUUUGCCACCCUCGGGGGUCUCCUUUUCGCCGCUCAUCCUGUGCACACGGAAGCGGUUACCGGGAUUGUCGGCCGAGCGGAUGUUCUAGCCUGCAUAUUCUUCUUGGUAUCCUUCCUGGCUUACCACGGGCGAUACGAUGGAAGGUGCUACAUUUGGACCAGCGUAAUUCUAGGAGGUUUGAGCAUGCUUGCAAAAGAAACCGGGAUAACUGUGUUCUUUGUCAACAUAGCUUACGAUUUGUACAAGAAUUGGCCUAAUUUGAGGAGAACUGUUACGGAAGUGAGAUGGAGUAAAGAAACGCAAUUGUUCGUCAAGAGGGCGUGCAAAAUGGUGACGUCGUUUGGAUUACUAAUCAUAAUACGGCUCUCACUCCUUCAAGGUUCCUUUCCCAAGUUUUCAGAACAGGAUAAUCCGGCGGCUUUCCAUCCAUCACUUUAUGUUAGGAUAUUAACGUUUUGUUAUCUGGCGGCUUUCAAUUGGUGGCUACUUUUAUGUCCGGCUACGUUAUCACAUGAUUGGCAAAUGGGGUCUAUACCAUUAGUGACGUCCUUAACUGACUCAAGAAAUAUUGUGACGUUUCUUUUCUUGGGGGUAGCACUUCUUUUGGCGACUCGUUCCCUCAUCGAUUUUGAGGUGCAAAGGCACGUGCCAUUGGUUCUGGGAUGUCUCUUGCUCAUCGUUCCUUUCAUGCCAGCGACCAAUUUGGUGGUAACGGUGGGCUUCGUGGUCGCAGAAAGAGUCCUCUAUAUACCGAGCACCGGCUGCAUCUUGCUCACCGCCUACGGACUCCAAUUGAUGUGGAAUGCGUACAAUAAGUACCGUCAAGUGAUACAAUGCCUCAUUGUGUUGCUGUUAACAACGAGCUGCCUUCGCGUCGUCAUCAGGAACAAGGACUGGAGAUCUCGAGAGUCCCUUUUGAGAGCCGGACUUGCUACACUGCCUCACAAUGCCAAAAUGCAUUAUAACUUUGGAAAUUUUCUUCGAGAUUCUGAUAUGCAUGAAUUAGCCAAAACCCAUUAUAGGGCUGCAUUAACGUUAUGGCCGACUUAUGCUAGUGCUCAUAACAAUUUAGGAACUUUAAUUGAAAGAACUGAAGAAGCUGAGCAACAUUUUUUGUUAGCUAUAAGAUAUUCAUCGAAACACGUCAAUGCUCAUUAUAAUUUGGGACAACUAUACAGAAAAUCUAAUAGAUCAUAUGAAUCGGAGGCUAUGUUAAAGAAAUGUAUUCUUUUGGAUCCUAAAUUUACAGCAGCUUAUAUUGAGUUAGCACGACUUUGUGGGCCAAAUGAUCCUGGUGUUGGGACGUUACUAAAAAGAGUUGUGCAGAUAAAUCCGAACGAUCCAAAGUACAAAACGAUGUAUGCUCAUUGGCAUCUAGGAAAAAGGAAUAGAAUUCAAGCUUUGAAGUAUUACUGGAAAGCUUUGGCUGUUUCACCAACGUACACUGAAGCUAUGAUGGGAGCAGCGCGAGUUUUAAGGAAAUUUGGUGAUUAUGGAAGACUAUUUCAGUUGGUUACAAGGUGGCAAAUAGUUCAAAGAGUUUCCAAAGGCCAAACAAUAUCAAGACCUCACCUCUACCUUUACGAGUGGCAACUAAAAAAUGAAUUGAGUAAUAAAGCCAAAGCGUACGAUAAUUGUCCACAAUCUUGUAUUAAACCGACUUAUAUUAGUAAAUGGAAUAAUAUUUCGUGUAAUAGGACUAAACAUAGAUAUUUUCCAAUUAGUAGACAGUGUAGAUUGAUCAAGAGGAUUCAAAAGUACAGAUCGACCACUCCAUUCAUGCUGCAUCACAUAUUGGAUACAGUUUAGUAAGUGAUAUCACCAAGAAAAAGGAGAAAUAUCAGUAUUAUAGACGAUCAUGUGCAAUACAAUGUAAGCUGGAGGAACAAAUAACAGAUACAUCAAGGAAUUGAUGAACUUUUACCGUUGUUUAUAGAUUCUUAUAUGAUCUAAAUGGAUUGAAAUGAAAACAAAAAAUAAAUGGAAUAUAUGAGAAAUUGAACAAAAAGUGUCUAUAAACAAUGCUUCUACGUUUUGAGCUCUCAAAACAGGGUGAACGGAAAUGUAAAUAACCGUUUUAAAAGUAUUUUUCUAUUGUACAAGAAAUUAAACAAUGCGUUAACGUAAACUGUUUGUAACAAAGGGAGUUGGUUUGCUUAAGCAUGCGCUAAAAUGAAUCAGUUCAGGUCUAUGUAUUGAAUCCAGAUGAAAUUGUGAUAUAAUAAGUUAAAAAAUAUGAUGAUGUAGACUUGUAAAUAACGUAUUAUUAGCUGUAAAGAAAUCUCCCUCUUAUUAUUUUAUUACUAUAAUUUAUUUAGAUAAUGAUAAUAAGAACAAAAAAUAAAUAAACUAAGGGAACUGUAAAGAACUCAAUACAGGUGAAAGAUCAACGAACCAAAGAACCAGUUGGCUCGAAAACUUACUUAUUUUAUUAUAUCCUAGUACCUAUUGUAUGAGGCAGUAUUAUUAUAAAAAGGCAUUUUUAAGAGUAUAACGUAAGUAGCUUCUACCACAAUUAUUAAAAAUAAUAAAAAAAACAAAGUAGAAUAAGGUGAAAACAAUAAUACCUGUUUAAUAUUUCAUUUCUUUUUUUGUUAGAAGUAGAAAAGGGGUUGUUUUCGAGAGGUAAAAAUAAUUUGGAGGGGCCAGUUAAAAAUACUUUGUAUACCAUGUAGCAUGUACGAUUCGUUAGAGUUGGGGCGUUUUCGUUUUUACUCUCGGUACAUAAACAAAAUAAUAUAAUGUAUAGUUUUUUGAUAAUAACUAAUAAAAGCGAUUUUCAAGAAAACUUUAUUAUACUUUAUUAAAAGCACUGUCUGUUUUUGCUUACGCAAAUCAACCCGCAUAAUUCAACCUUAGUCUCAUAGAUGGCCCCUCGCAAACGAAUUUCGUUUACACACCAAGUAGCCAAAUACAACCCUAAAGAACUCAAUCCAAUCACAAAGGUAGCCAACCAACGUAACCUAAUCAAAACCAAUUGCAAUGCGUGCUAUCACAAUCACAAAGGAACUCAAUUACUAAAUAACCCGACUCUAAUGCAAUUCCAACUCAAAGGAGAGCAAUAAAACUACAAAGUAACUCAACCACAAAGUUAUCUAAUUCCAAAAAUAUAUUUUAUUACUAAAAAUAUUCAAAAAUGUGUAAAUCCACUCCUGCACAAGAAGUAAUUUACGAAAUAAUUAGCAAUUACCUUUAA
Onthophagus taurus is the source of this 4080-nucleotide messenger RNA. RefSeq names its product protein O-mannosyl-transferase TMTC1. NCBI's taxonomy places the organism in Eukaryota, Metazoa, Arthropoda, Insecta, Coleoptera, Scarabaeidae. Gene Ontology annotation, molecular function: protein binding. The record is from RefSeq and is a predicted model, not a curated record.